AUGGAAAAUGCAGUUCAUAGAGAUUUGCAUUCAGGAAAUGUAUUAUUUUCAAAAAUGAAUCAGAGAUGGUGUAUUAGUGAUCUUGGAUUCUGUGGCCCUGCAGAUAAACCAUUAAACAGCAUAUAUGGAAAUCUUCCUUAUAUAGCACCUGAGGUUAUUUCUGGAAAACAAACUACAAAAGAAUCUGAUAUUUAUAGUAUUGCAAUGCUUAUGUGGGAAAUUUCAUCUGGACAACCACCAUUUAUUAAUUAUGAAUAUGAUUAUGAUCUUGCAAUGAAUAUCAUUAAUGGUAUAAGACCAAGAAUAGUAUCAGGAACUCCUUUAGAAUAUGAAAGUUUAAUGAAACAAUGUUGGGAUGCUGAUCCAUUAAAGAGACCCGAUGCUUAUACACUUGUGAAAAAAUUAAGAGAAAUUAAUUUAUAUUAUCUAAAUACUACAAUAGUCAUGUCAGAA
This is a messenger RNA of Rhizophagus irregularis DAOM 181602=DAOM 197198, 453 nucleotides long. The record is from RefSeq and is a predicted model, not a curated record. NCBI's taxonomy places the organism in Eukaryota, Fungi, Glomeromycota, Glomeromycetes, Glomerales, Glomeraceae.